UCAGACACACCUGUAUCACUGUGUACAGAGUCUGAUCACAUGACGAGGAACAACCUUCACUACAAUCACACAGCUGAGACGUUCAGUCGCAGCAUCUGAGUAAACUUCACCCUGUGCAAGUACCAGAGGAAGGAACCUGAUCAGCUGACUGACUGUGGAGACUGAGCGCGCUCUGUACUGCUCUACCUGCUCAACCUCACACAGGGACCAUGUGGAGGUUUGUCCUGGCUGUCAGUCUGCUCUGCUGCAGCUCUGACGCCUCAGUCACCUGCAAAGAUGAGAACGGGGGACAAGUGGACUGGUUCAUCUUAUACAAGGCACCCUAUCAGAGAGGCCAGCUCACAGGUCUGGAGUAUAUCUACAUUGGUCCAGAUGCACAUGGGAAGGUCACUAAACGUACUGGUACUGACAUCAAAGGCAUCCUGGCAAACACCCUGAGGCCCAUCUUUACCAGCACAAUGCCAAAGGACUUUGGAUUCAUCAGCUACAGCGAUCAGCCUCCAGAUGGGAGAAGUGUUUCUAAUACACAUGGCCACAGUAAAGGAGUUCUGAUGGUGGAUAAAACUGGAGACCAGGGAGUCUGGCUCCUACACAGCACACCAAGGUUCCCUCUCAGAGAUCAAAAUAUAUUCUGGCCUAAUGGUGGAGCAGCGAAUGCUCAGACAUUUAUCUGUGUAACGUUUAAGUACGACCAGUUCAGAGCUAUAGGUAAACACCUGCAGUACAUCGGAGCUUUCCCAUUUGAUCAUCAUAUUCCAGACAGCUUUCACAAAGAGCUUAAAGAUGCUAGAGAUGGGGUCAGACUUCCCCCCGUCUCUACUUUCCAGUCACUGACAUCACGUGGAGGUCAGCUGUUUGGUAGCAUUGCUAAACAACAGUCAAAUAUAGUAACAGUUGGAGAUCUUUACGUCUCUAUUGCUUCACUACCAGAGGUAAACAGUGAUUUGUAUGUUCAGACCUGGUUAGAACGGAGUGGUACACCUGCUAAAUCCUUCUGUCCUCCACAAGGAAAAAAAGUGCAAAAUAUUGAGUCUAUACAUGUAACUGGUUUGGGUGAGUGGGAACGCACAAAAGAUCAUUCAAAGUGGUGUGUAGCUACAGAUCAAAACAGACCUUGGACCUGUAUCGCUGAUGUGAACAGAGCAGAUUCCCAGUUUAAGAGGCGUGGGGGGGCACUGUGCAUUAUGGACAAAGACAUAACAGAUACAUUCAGCCUUUUUGUGAUGCGUGCAGAGCUUUGUUGAAAUGCAGGAACACAUGAAGGAACAGACCUGGGGGGUGGGGGGAAAAGAAGGAAAGAAGGAAAAGAAGUCAAGUAUCCCUCAGUCUAUCUAAUAAUCAGUGUCCUGACUCGUCAGUGAAGGACUAAAGAAGUUCCUCUCUGAAUCCUGCUUCUCCUCUGUUUGGCUUCUUCUGUGUUUGAAUUCAUCAGUUUAAAUGUUGGUAAAUUGUGUCUGCAGCACUGCUGGAGAACCUGUUCAUGUACAGGUGUUUAAAUGGUCUGAUGUCAUCACUCCAUCAUGAAUGUUGAUGUGGAAGUGAAAUGUCUGUGUUGGAGAAAUGAAAUAAAAUCAGGCAGAAACA
Molecule: messenger RNA, 1584 nt
Organism: Lates calcarifer (barramundi perch)
Lineage: Eukaryota; Metazoa; Chordata; Actinopteri; Centropomidae
Product: plancitoxin-1
Exons: 8
Coding region: 210-1244 (344 amino acids)
Biological process (GO): apoptotic DNA fragmentation
Molecular function (GO): deoxyribonuclease II activity
Source: RefSeq, a predicted model, not a curated record